GGUACCGUGCCACGUUUGCAUGCAGCACAGCGUCUCUGAAAGUUGCUUCCGGGCUAUCUGUUGCGGCGGGGUCCCACAUAUUGAGCCGAAAAUUCAACCUUUGGGAACAUUUUCACACGGAAAAGACUUAACACCAGAGCUGAGAUGGCGAAGCAGAUGCAGACCACGGCAGCAAUGGCUAUUGUCAAACUACUUUUGACAAUUUUCAACUUGAUUUUUUGGCUUGUCGGUCUGUCACUCCUAGCUGUGGGCAUAUGGGGUAUAUUUGAAUUAAAAUACUACCUGGAGCUGUCCAAAACGGACUACUCCAACGUGGAGUACGUAUUGAUUGGAACAGGUAGCUUCAUGAUUGCCGCUGGGAUCAUCGGAUGCUGCGCUACAGUCAAGAAUAUCGCCUGGCUCCUCCAACUCUAUGGCGUCAUGGUCUUUGUCGUCUUUAUUGCUCUACUAGCUGCAGGUAUCUCUGGAUUUGUUUACAAAAAACCUUUGCAAGAGGGAUUCAAGAAAGGACUGAAGGAACACAUUGAUGAUUAUAAGGGAUCGUCCAAAGUACCGGAUUCAUAUGUAGACAAACUCCAAGAAAAGCUUUCAUGCUGCGGCUCGCAAAAUUACACUGACUGGAUGCAAUCGGAUUGGUCUCAGGAUCAUGUGAACCAGGUACCGUCAAGCUGCUGCAACGCUUCCGUCAGUGAAGACAUCUGCAGCAAACAGCAGUCUGCUAUUCCUAUCAAGACGAAUGGAACAUUGCUAGCAUUUAACAAGGGUUGCUAUGAGAAAGUGGCUUCUUUUCUUGACAACAAGAUGGCCAUUAUUGGGGGCAGCGCUCUUGGAUUCGCUUUCUUUCAGAUCAUCGGAAUCGUUCUUGCCUUCGGACUCGCCAAACUCAUCAACACCAACAAGUAUGAGAUGAUGUGAGAACCCUAAACCCAUCCUACCCAACCCCUUACCCCCAGCCUCCUCCACCCCCCCCACCCACACCCACACCCUCCUCACGCCCAAAUCUACCCCCCCCCCCCAAAGCCAAAGCCCCACAUCUAUUCAACGUCAUGUAGUAAUCUAUUUGUACACUUAUUAAAGACACCGCUAGUCUUGAAUUUGCUGCAACCACCAGUAAAGCAAGUUCGUCAACCAAAAGUGUACCGAGGAAGGUUGGCUUUUCCUUUAUUGCCCAAAACAUAGUGUAACUUUUAAUCUGUAGAUUCUGAAACCUACUGUGUACACAGCUCCCGAUAGACGCCAUUUUAACAGGCAACUUGUGUAUUGGCCUGUAAGCCGCGUCAUUUGCUACAUGACUAGGGAUCAAUUUCAGAAAGCCUGUAUAAGCAUACAAACUUAGAUGCCAUUUUUACAGGCAACUUGGGUACGAGCUUUGAGCUGUAAGCAUACCAAAUUUUAAUUGGUUGUUCUUUAGUUAUUUGGAGUUCAAAUCAUAAUUUGUAGACGGCACUAUUUAUUUUCUUCCAGAUGCAAUCGUACCAUCAUUAAUAUAAUGAGCAAAAGCCUCUUCAAAGUUUUGUCAAUGGUUUUGUGCAAGUUGUAAUCAAAGAAAUAUUUGUGACAAGACGUGCUUGUAUUAUAACCCAAAAAGUAAAACAAAAAAUCAAUUAAAACUAUUAGAAGUAUUAAA
Asterias rubens (European starfish) is the source of this 1627-nucleotide messenger RNA. RefSeq names its product tetraspanin-7-like. The record is from RefSeq and is a predicted model, not a curated record. NCBI's taxonomy places the organism in Eukaryota, Metazoa, Echinodermata, Asteroidea, Forcipulatida, Asteriidae. The transcript has 7 exons. Bases 145 to 915 code for a protein of 256 amino acids. Gene Ontology annotation, cellular component: membrane.